CUGCCUGUUUACAGCUGCCCAUCCAUCCAUUCGUCCCCACCAUGUCUCUCUCGCUGUGUAGGCCCCCGAGGGGCUUCAGCACGCGCUCAGUCUCUCCUGCCCCUUCCCGGGGCUAUGGCAGGGGCAGCGGCUUCAGCAGCAGGAGCGUCGGCUCCUUUGGGGGGUGCAGAGGAGGCUCCCGUGGCAGGGCCUGGGCGUCACGAGCGAGGCUGGGGCUGCGGUUUGGCCAGGGGAACGGUGGAGCUGGGCUUUCCCCGUGCCCUCCGGGGGGCAUCCGAGAAGUGACCGUCAACCAGAAUCUGCUGGCUCCCGUGAAAGUGGACAUUGACCCCCAGUUCCAGGCUGUGCGAACGCAGGAAACGCAGGAGAUCCGAGCCCUCAACAAUCAGUUCGCUUCCUUCAUUGACAAGGUGUGCUUCUUGGAGCAACAGAACCAGGUGCUGGAGACCAAGUGGGACCUGCUGCAGCAGCUUGGGGAGAGUGAUGGUCCCCGGGACCUGGGGCCCGUCUUUGAGGCCUACCUGGCCCAGCUCAGAAGGCAGCUGGAGCAGGUGCAGAGAGAGCGAGGUGCCCUGGAUGCUGAACUGAAGAACUGCCAGGAUCAGGAGGAGGAGUACAAGGCCAAGUACCAGGAGGAGGCCCGCCUGCACGCCACGGCCGAGAACGACUUUGUGCUCCUCAAGAAGGAUGUGGAUGGGGUUUUCCUAAGCAAGAUGGAACUGGAUGGCCAAGUGGAGGCUCUGCGUGUGCAUGUCUCCUUCCUGAAGCGUUUGUAUGAACAGGAGCUGGGCCAGCUCCAGACGCAGGGCAAUGACAUGUCCGUGGUGCUGUCCAUGGACAACAGUCGCAGCCUGGACUUGAGCGGUGUCAUUGCUGAGGUCCGUGCCCGCUACGAGGACAUCGCCCAGACCAGCAAAGCUGAGGCCCAGGCCCUGUACCAGAGCAAGUACCAGGAGCUCCAGACAUCCGUCCAGCUUCGUGGGGAUGACAUGAAGGCGGUCAAGGCCCAGAUCUCGCAGCUGCAUCGUGCCAUUCAGGGGCUGCAGAGUCAGAUCGAGAACCUCAAAAAGCAGAAUAACAACCUGCAAACGGCCAUUGCUGACGCGGAGCAGCGUGGUGAGCUGGCCCUUAAGGAUGCCCAGGCCAAGCUGGACGGGCUGGAAGGGGCUCUGAGGUCGACCAAGCAGGAGUUGGCCCGGCUGCUGCGUGACUACCAGGAACUGAUGAGCGUGAAGCUGGCCCUGGACGUGGAGAUCGCCACCUACCGCAGGCUGCUGGAGGGCGAGGAGAGCAGGUUGUCAGGGGAGUGCACCAGCCAGGUCACAGUUUCCGUGGUGGAAGGCAGCGCUGUGGCAGUGCCUGGAGGAAUUGGCGGAGGCCUGGCCGGCACGUGUGGAUUUGCAGGUGGACAGGGCAGCUCCGGGGCUGGAUGCUCAAGCGUUGUGACAGGAGGCUCCAGUGUCACCUUGGGCUCCGGGCAGAGCCCUGCAGUGGGUUCCUGUUCUGUGUCUGGCUCUGGCUUCAGCUCCGGCUCUGGCUUCAGCUCCGGCUCUGGCAGCCAUACCAUCAUAAAGAAGACGGUCGAGUCAAGUCUGAAGACAUCUGUCACUUACUGAAUGACCUGGCAGCCACCUCCUCCCCGA
This is a messenger RNA of Ochotona princeps (American pika), 1643 nucleotides long. RefSeq names its product keratin 78 (gene KRT78). Gene Ontology annotation, cellular component: keratin filament. The record is from RefSeq and is a predicted model, not a curated record. Gene Ontology annotation, molecular function: structural constituent of skin epidermis. The transcript is spliced from 10 exons. Bases 42 to 1616 code for a protein of 524 amino acids. Gene Ontology annotation, biological process: intermediate filament organization; keratinization. NCBI's taxonomy places the organism in Eukaryota, Metazoa, Chordata, Mammalia, Lagomorpha, Ochotonidae.